Molecule: messenger RNA, 3126 nt
Organism: Pongo pygmaeus (Bornean orangutan)
Lineage: Eukaryota; Metazoa; Chordata; Mammalia; Primates; Hominidae
Exons: 12
Coding region: 2099-2917 (272 amino acids)
Cellular component (GO): cytoplasm
Source: RefSeq, a predicted model, not a curated record
AGUGGAAUUUCUAGAAGAAGAACAUAUGGUGUGAAACAGAAGACAGAGACUAUCCUGAAGGAUUUGCAGAAGCAUUUCCAUGGAGCAUGGCUUGCCAGCCUGCGGAAUCUAACACUGUUCUUCAAGAAAUACCUGACCCCUGAGGAGAGAGCAGAUAUGAUCAUGGUGAGCAUGGAGGCCAUGACCAACACCAGCAGGCGUGACAUCUCUGCAGCUUCCAAGAUGUUAAAGAUGAUCCUGAAGUACACAAUUCCAGAGAUCAGGAAGGUGCCGGAAAUCAUCCAGUACAUUUAACACCACAUGAACAGCAUUACAGAAACCACAGCCCAAAAGACCAUUAAGAAGAUCCUGUAUCUGCUGUCCCAGCACUACACUGAUGAAGUUAUCCUGACACUAUUGAAGAUAGAAGAUCAGUCACAAAAGGGGGUUUGCAAACCCUGGGAAAUCCUGGCAUCCUUCCCCAAAAGCUACGAAAUGAUCAUGGACUACCUGCUCCAGAGGCUGACUCCACACCGGAGACCAAAGGACCAGGAGCUCAGCCACAGAACACAGAUCUCACCAUUGAUUGUAUGGAAAGGCCAGCAGAGGGGGGCCGGGGUGGGGAAGGGGACUCCCUGCUGUCCUGUCCUCAGCUGCCUUGGGCUCUUUGGCCUUGACCUUUUAGGUAUCAGUGUUUGGUAGAACAGUCUAAUGGCAGUCUUGGAGUUGGGUUGCAGGGAGGGUUUUCCAGUUAACUUUGCUUUGUCAGGGAGAUAGAAGAACUGGAUUCCCCAGCUCCUCUUUAACUCUCAAAGAUGGUAAGAGACUAAAACAACCACCAUGAUUAGAAGAGUGCUUUAAAAUAAUGACAUUCUAGAAAUUGCCCUUUAUUUUUCUGGCUCACACUAAUUUAGUCUUCACUUGCUCUAGCAGCAUGGGUUUUACUGGGCAAGUCUGUCAUGGUGAUGGGUUGUGGAAAGAGAUUUCCUGGUGACAGGACCUAUGAGUUGAAGAUAUGAUAAUGCCUCACUCUCCUCCUCCCUCCCAGGCCACCAGGGCCAUCCAUGAGCUCCUGCUGGAACCCAGUCGGUGGAUGGAGGUGCAGUCCUUCUUCUUCUCCUUGUUCAUGGCCCUGCUGUUCCAGAUCUCCUUUUUGGUGGUUGAAGGGGGCGCUGAAAUAAGCCAGGAUCAGCAACACAUAGCUGAAUGGAUGGACCCUAUACGGCACCUUUGGUGUUUGCUAGUGAUUAUGCUCCAGGGACCAUCAUCUUAGCACCUUCUCCUGACUUGGUGUCAGCCUGCUGGGCCUGAAUCCCUCUGCACACCCUCCUGCCAGGGCACUUAACAGGUUCCCCAUGCGUCAUUUCAAGAAGCCUCCCUGGACUUAAAAAAUUAUAUUUUAUUAUUUUACUUUUUUAGAGACAGGGUCUUGCUAUUUUGCCCAAGCUGGUCUUGAACUCCUGGCCUCAAGCCAUCCUUUUCUCUCAGCCUCAUGUGUUGCUGGGAUUACUGGUGCAAGUCCAGCUGUCUGGACUUUUUAGAAAAGACUCCUUCUUUAAACGUGGCCUACUAGGCUGAUGCAGAGAUUCUGCACCAAAAUGAGAUCAAUACUGUGGAUAAAACACACAUCUGAGUCCACAGACCUGGAUUGCAUUCUUACCCUUCUGCUGGCUCACUGUGUCACCUUGCAGAUGCCACAUCUCUCUUGGCCUCAGUUGCUUCACUUGUAAAAUAUUAGCCUGGGUCUCUGGGGCUGUCCCACCACCAGCAGUUCAUGAUCCUGAGAAAGCUUUGGGAGUCGGGCAGGUGGCCGGUGAGGGAGAGGAGCGCAGAUGGUGAGUGACUUCGUAUCUGUUUUCGGCCCUUUCUCCAGUUCUACCGUGGAGGCCCUGAAGACCUUGAUUCGAAGUUCUGGGUAUGGGCACUAUGUGUCUUCUAUUCAGAGACAUGGGGGCUGGGGGCUGCUCGUCAAUCCUGAAAGACACUAUGAUGGAGUCACUCUGCUGGCCAGCUGCUUCAGUGCCCAGAUGUGGCAGCCUUAGUGGAUGACUUCACCACCCGCAUUCUGGCAAACUGGUUCAAGAGUGAGGAGCCAGCCACAGUGAAGCCAUUGCUGCAGAUGCUAGAGGUCUUUGCGAAGCAUGAAAACAUGGUGAGGCGGCUCCGAAUCCUCCAGCCCUGUGUGCUGAACUGCUGCUACUCCUCGAACAGCGACAUCAUACUGGAGACUUUGCUGGUGGUGAAGAAUCUCCAGAGCCACCUCACCUGGCAGCACUCCUCCACCUUCACGCUGGUGCCCUUCUUUGAGCAGGUGUCAGAGCAUCUGCGGUUGGCAGCCUUUGAGAUCUAUGGGAGUCUCUUGGCCAAGGUCAAGAAAAGGGGCCUUGUCUUCCCCUUGAAGCACCAGAUCCUCAACUUGCUAGCCCCCCUGGUGCUCCACCUGAGGGAUGUGAAUACUGACGUGGCUCUGGUGAGAGGCCAGGCCUUGGAGCCCAGUCUUCAGUCCCCGUUUUCAUGGGAGAUCUGCCGGUCUGCCCUCUGCCACACAGCUGCCGUGCUGGGCUGGUCAAAGCUGAAAGCAGUAUUUGCAGAGAAAGAUGUGUGGAACAUUCUUGGAGCCCUGCUGGAGCAGGAGACAAACGAAGCCCUCUGGUUUCUGAAGCAGUGUGUGGCUCUCUUCAAGAGCCCACAGGUUCCCAUCCGCUGGGCAGCUGUGUGGUUUGCAGGCCAGAUUAUCCAAACCCUAGACUUGGAAGAGAUCGAUGAAAUUGAGGAGGCAUACACAGCCGUACAGCACAUGCAGAGAGACUCCGACCCCACGGUCAGCUGCCUCACCACGCAGACUUUCCAUAUCCUGGAAGCCAAGAAGAAGCUGCUACUGGCCAAGCCCCCAACCUCCUGCUUCUGCAGGAGGAGGCCCCAAAGGCACUACUUCUGAGCCUGCAUCCUUGAGUCUCAGAUGUAGGCCUGGCCAUUAGACCCUGUGACAAUGAGGCCAGAUUCCUGGGUCCUGCACUAGAAAUGGAGGUGUAUCCCUGCAGAAUCUUUGUGAUAAAAGGAAAAAGUAUGCACCUUUGUGAAAAUAGCUAUUAUGUUGUCUUUCCAGUCAAUUCUUGGCCUUCUGGGGUAGAGCCACUUGUAAGCCGC